UUGCUACACACAUUGGCGGAACUCAGAAAUUUGAAGGUUAAGCGUGGUCAGUUUAAGGUGCAAUUAACACGAUUCAGUAAUGUUCUUGAGACAAGGGAAGCUGAUGAUCAGGAAAUUAGUGAGAGGCUCAACAAGUUAACAGAAAUCUGGGAUAAAUUUCAUAACAUUCAAUAUGCAAUAAAGGAGACACGCGCGCAAGGACUUUCUGGAGAAGAAGAGCAGGCGCAAUUAGAGCAAAUAGAACAAGAAGAAAAUAAUGAAGAAAUAGAAUUCGAAGAUAAUUAUUUUAAGCUAGUAGCGAGGGCUAAAAGAAGAAUAGCACAAUCCAAUCCUGGAAACAACUCUGCGAUGGUGGCAGCAGCGGGAAGGAACCUGACGGUGAAAUCCAGUGUGAAGUUACCAACAAUCACAUUGCCGACGUUCAAUGGGCAAUACAGUAAGUGGAUGCAGUUUAAGGAUGCCUUUCUUUCACUAAUAGACAAAGACACCACGCUAUCAGAAGUUCAGAAGUUACAGUAUCUAAGAGGAACGUUGAAAGAUGAAGCACUACAAUUCAUAGGAUUGGAAACCACGGCUGAAAAUUAUCGCACAGCGUGGGAAUUGUUAGAUAAUCACUACGAGAAUUGA
Messenger RNA from Trachymyrmex cornetzi, 627 nucleotides. RefSeq lists its product as uncharacterized. The annotation marks the transcript as partial. NCBI's taxonomy places the organism in Eukaryota, Metazoa, Arthropoda, Insecta, Hymenoptera, Formicidae. The transcript has a single exon. The record is from RefSeq and is a predicted model, not a curated record.